Messenger RNA from Molossus molossus (Pallas's mastiff bat), 2133 nucleotides. RefSeq names its product FERM domain containing 7 (gene FRMD7). Gene Ontology annotation, molecular function: cytoskeletal protein binding; guanyl-nucleotide exchange factor activity. The record is from RefSeq and is a predicted model, not a curated record. Lineage: Eukaryota; Metazoa; Chordata; Mammalia; Chiroptera; Molossidae. The transcript has 12 exons. Gene Ontology annotation, cellular component: cytoskeleton.
AUGCUACAUCUAAAAGUGCAGUUUUUGGAUGAUUCCCAGAAGACUUUUGUGGUUGAUCAAAAGUCAUCUGGAAAGAAGCUGUUUAACCUGAGUUGCAGCCAUCUAAAUCUUGCUGAAAAGGAAUAUUUUGGAUUAGAAUUCUGUAACCAUUCUGGAAAUAAUGUCUGGUUGGAACUUCUGAAGCCUAUUACAAAACAAGUAAAAAAUCCUAAGGAGGUUGUUUUCAAAUUUAUGGUGAAAUUUUUCCCAGUGGACCCUGGACAUCUGAGAGAAGAGCUUACAAGGUAUCUUUUUAGUCUUCAAAUAAAGAAGGAUUUGGCUCUAGGAAAGCUUCCAUGCAGUGACAACUGUACAGCAUUGAUGGUAUCUCACAUUCUACAAUCAGAACUGGGAGACUUUCAUGAAGAAACAGAUAGGAAACACCUGGCACAAACUCGGUACUUGCUGAACCAAGACUGUUUAGAGAGCAAGAUUAUACACUUUCAUCAGAAGCACAUUGGCAGGAGCCCAGCUGAAUCUGACAUUCUGCUACUGGACAUAGUGAGGAAGGUGGAUAUGUACGGCAUCAGGCCAUACCCCGCCAGUGAUGGCGAAGGGAUGCAAAUCCACCUGGCUGUUGCUCACAUGGGAGUGCUGGUGUUACAGGGAAAUACAAAGAUUAAUACUUUCAAUUGGGCGAAAAUCCGCAAGUUGAGUUUUAAGAGAAAGCAUUUUCUCAUCAAACUACAUGCCAAUAUCUUGGUGUUGAGCAAGGACACCUUGGAGUUCACCAUGGCCAGCCGAGAUGCCUGCAAGGCUUUCUGGAAGACUUGUGUGGAAUACCAUGCUUUCUUCAGACUCUCUGAAGAGCCCAAAUCAAAGCCCAAAACCCUACUUUGCAGUAAGGGUUCCAGUUUCCGCUAUAGUGGAAGAACCCAAAGGCAACUUUUGGAAUAUGGGAAAAAAGGGCAGUUGAAGAGUUUGCCAUUUGAAAGGAAAUAUUACCCAUCUCAGUACCAUGAACGACAAUGCAGGUCCUCACCAGAUCUCCUCUCUGAUGUCUCAAAACAAGUGGAAGAUUUGAGACUAGCAUGUGGCAGUGGGUACUGCCGAAAUGUGAAUGGAGUGCAUGCAUCUGAGCCUGUGCUAGACAGUAGAAGAAACUCUGCAGUGGAGGUGACAUUUGCAGCAGAGCCGGAGCAUUCCAAACCAGAGGCAGAUCCCACAUCGUUACAUCAGUCACAAAGCAGUUCCUCUUUCUCUUUUAUUUAUACUGAUCCUGUCUUUAACACUGAUCCUGAUCCUGACACUGAUCCCAGAAACUACUUUGAGGAAAGAAGCCCUCUCAGCUCCUUCCAAACAAGCUGUAAAUUUGCUGACAAUCACAUGAGCACAUCUGGCCUUACAAGCAAAGUGAGUCCAGUAAGGAGGCUAACAUACACAGAUGUGCCCUAUAUUCCUUGUACUGGUCAUCAGGUUGAUAAUAUGCCUUCCCAAGUCUUUUUUUAUUUGGACAAACCACCCCAGGUGCCCAGAUGGUCUCCAAUCAUGGUAGAGGAAAGGGAAAAGCCAGAUAGCUGUCUAGAUCCCACUACAAUUAAACCAGCCAAAAGAAGCCCAAGGAAUAUCAGAAUGAAGAGCUUUCAGCAAAACUUUCAAGAAAUCCAAGAAGCUAUGGCCAGGACUAGUGGUAGGAGCAACAUCAAUGUAGAUCUAGAAGACCCAACUUUAGAAGAUGCAUUUGCAUAUAAUAUUCAAGAGCAACCCCCUAAGCGGUCCCAGAGCCAAUCAGACAUGAAAACUAUCCAUUUCCCUUUUGGGUCAGAAUUUAGACCUUUAGGGCCUUGUCCUGCUCUGAGUCGUAAAGCUGACCUGUUUACUUAUAUGUUUGCAGAACAGGAUUUUCCAACAGUUCUAAUGGAUCAAGGAGAAGCAGAAAGAUAUGCAGCUAGUGAAUCCAGUGACUCUGAACCAGAGAUUCUUAAAACAGACUAUUACUCUUUGUAUGGUAAAGAAAUGAGGUUGCCCAUGCCCAGAAUCCGCUUAUCUUCUGGUAGUCUACAGCUAGAUGAAGAAAAUGAAAAUGUUUCUUUCAAUAUACAAACUACUGAAGACAGGACUUUGUUAAAACCAUAUAAUUAAUUUUUAGCUUAA